UGACGUACAUUAUUUGUUGAACGGAAGCAGUUCGGUUUCCUCUUUCUCAAAUCCUCCAGGCCACCCUUAGCACUGUUGCGCGCCUUUUAGGUUAAUUUCAAAGUAACAGGUAGCUAGCUUGUGUAAUAUACAUUAUUCAAACGCAAAGCAUAUGUCUGAAUACUAAAUUCAUUUGAAAUUGAAUAGACGUUUAUGCAAAAUGCCCAAUUUUUGCGCGGCUCCAAAUUGUACCAGGAAGAGCACUCAAUCCGAUUUGGCUUUUUUCAGGUUUCCAAGAGAUCCAGAAAGAUGUAGGCUCUGGGUUGAGAACUGUCGUCGGGCGGAUCUGGAGGCGAAAACAUCAGACCAACUCAAUAAACACUACAGACUGUGUGCCAAACACUUUGACCCGGCUAUGGUUUGUAAAACCAGCCCUUACAGAACAGUACUGAAGGAUACUGCUAUUCCAACCAUAUUUGAUUUAACAAGCCACCUCAAAAAUCCUCAUAGCAGACAUCGCAAGCGGAUCAAAGAAUUGACUGAAGAAGACAUAAGGAGAAUUAAAGAGAGAAGAUUGGCAUCCUCCAUUGAACAGCUCCACUCAAAGAAAGACAUUGAGGCAACUGAGGGUCAAGAUGCCGCUGAGGAGGAAAUCAAGCUGUCCCCAGAGGAGAAGGAGUUCCGAGAUUACCUGAGGUCUCUGUUUGAGAUUGUUUUCAUGCUAGGAAAGCAGAACAUCCCAUUGGAGACCAAUGUCCCAGAAGGACUGGAGAGAGAUCCCAGUAAUUUCCAGGCCUUACUGGAGUACCGCAUUAAUGCUGGAGAUGAGGCUCUGAGGAGACGGUUUGAGGCCACCGCAGUGAAUGUGGAGUACCUCUCCACGGCCCAGCAGAGCCAGCUCCUAGACGUCUGUGAGGGCACUGUCAGAGAGGAGGUCCUCAUGGAGGUGAGAGAGAGUCGCUUCUUCUCACUGGUCACAGGGGACCUGGUGGAGUUCGCUGGGGAGAGACACCUGCCUCUCUUUCUGCGGUUUGUAGAUCAGUCCAACACUCUCAGGGAGGAGUUCUUGGACUUUCUUCCGUUCGAGGGGGACGAGGCCUCACUGGUGGAGAGGCUAGAGACCCAAGUGACAGAAGGGUGGGGGCUGAGGAUGGAGGACUGCCGUGGCCAGGCCCAUGUAGCCACCGGCACCUUUGCCACUAAGAUGAAAGCUGUGGCAGUCGGACUGAUGGGAAAGUACCCCAUGGCAAUGCACACGCCUUGUUCCACCUGCGCACUGAAUAUACACCUGGCCAACAGCCUUCCCUUCCCCAGUGUUCAGGUUGUCAUGGCAACCCUGAGAAAGAUUGGCAACUUCUUUAAGCAGUCUCCAUCCUUGCAGGCUGAACUGGAGAAGGCCAUCUCUGUUUACCACCAGGGAAAUUAUGAGAAGGCAACCGAGCUGAAGGAGGCCUGCAGCUCUAACUGGACAGUGCAGCACAACGUGUUUGAACUGACUGUGGACCUGCUUGAGUCCCUCCUGCUAUGCAUGGACUGCAUUCGGGACAAUGAGAACUUCAAGUUUCCUGACGCUAUGACUGGGGACGCCUACUCAAUCGCAGAGACCCUGGCUGACUUUGAGUUUAUUGUCACCUUGGUCAUCCUGAAAAAUGCUCUUUCUUUCACACGAGCCUUUGGCAAAAACCUGCAAGGGGAGGCCCUUGAUGUGUUCUUCGCUGCCAACAGUCUAACAGCUGUCCUGCACUCUCUGAAUGAAGUCUUCGACAACAUCGAGGUCUACCAUGAGUUUUGGUUUGAGGAGGCUGUGAAUCUGGCAGGUACCAUGGAGAUCCCGGUGAAGGUGCCUCGUCUGUUCCUCCGGAAGCACCGAUCGCCCGACACAGGCGAGAUCCCGCCAGAGACUUACUUCAAGGAGUAUGUGACGGUCCCGGUGAUCCGCGGCAUCAUCGAUGAAGUGGACGACAUCUUCUCCCAGAGCAACCUCAAAGCCCUCAAGUGCCUGUCCCUGGUCCCUGCCAUCAUGGGCCAGAUGAAGUUCAACACCUCAGAGGAGAACCAUGCAGAUGUGUACCGCAAGGACCUCCCCAACCCAGACACGCUGCCCGCUGAGCUGCAUUGCUGGAAGAUCAAAUGGAAGCACCGGAGCAAGGAGGUCCGCCUGCCCUCCACCAUCCACGAGACACUUCAGCUGUCGGACAUCAAGUUCUUCCCCAACGUCAACUGCUUCCUGAAGGUCCUGACCACCCUGCCUGUUCUGAUGCUGGAGGACAGUGGCAGCUCUGAGACAUCCAGGAAACGCCUACAGACUUAUCUCAGUGACACACCUAUCAAACACAGGUGUAAGAGUCUAGCUGUGCUCCACAUAAACUCUCAUGUUAAGCAUGACCUGGAUGUCAUGGUUGAAAAAUACUGCAGACUGUACCCCGAGGAUGAGCCUGAACCCGAGCCCGAGUCUGAGAUCAGCACUGUGGUGAUAUAGCAUGUUAAGUUUGAACUUGUGGAGUUUUUUCCGUAUAAAGGGUACAAAAAUCCAAUUAAAAUUACAUUCAAAUUAUGUCUCGCUGUUGUAUUAUAGCUUUAGUCUGAUAGUUUCAUGAAAAUGGUAACUGUAAAAUCUGAGUAAAAUAUGACCUCUAGACAAGGUUUUUUGGGAAUAAUUGUGUAACAUUUUGAUCAUUAAUAUUGCUCUGUACCUUAAGAAUUUUGCCAUUAAACAUUUUUUAAAUA
Molecule: messenger RNA, 2706 nt
Organism: Oncorhynchus kisutch (coho salmon)
Lineage: Eukaryota; Metazoa; Chordata; Actinopteri; Salmoniformes; Salmonidae
Product: 52 kDa repressor of the inhibitor of the protein kinase-like
Exons: 5
Coding region: 200-2458 (752 amino acids)
Source: RefSeq, a predicted model, not a curated record